AUGGCUGUGAUUUCGUUACCAGUUGGACUCGGUCUGGGUCAGGCGCUCGGCCUCACAACGAUCGCAGUGGUUCUCUACCAUGCUUUCAACAUCAUCUACAACCUCCGAUUCCACCCCCUGUCGUCUUUCCCAGGACCCCUGGCCCGCCGCGCCUCACGCCUCCCAUACACCCUCUCCAUCCUCAACGGUCGUCUUCACACCGACACCGCAGCCCUCCACCGCAAGUAUGGGCCGGUCGUACGCGUCGCGCCGAACGAGCUGGCCUUCGCGGACCCGUCGUCCUGGAAGGACGUCAUGGGCGGCGGUUCCAAGGAGCUGGCCAAGUGGGGCGAGGCGUACCUCAUCCCUGAGUUCAUGCCGCCGCAUCUGCAGAACACUGUCGAUAAGGAGCACCACAAGAUGCUCCGGCGGGCCGUGGCCCCGGGGUUCAGCGACCAGAGCUUGAGGGCGCAGGAGGGUCUCGUCGCCAAGUACAUCAACACCCUCGUCGAGAGACUGAGGGAGCGCUGUGUCGCCGGAGGGCCUUCGAACGGCAGCUUCGGCCAAGACGCCGAGAAGUCCGGCUCUGGUGGUCCCUCGGCCGUUGUCGACAUGGAGAGGUGGUAUCGCUUCACCGUGUUCGACAUUAUCGGUGACCUGGCCUUGGGCGAGUCGUUCGGCUGCCUGAAUGGUGGCGACUUCCACCCCUGGAUCAAGGGGGUCACCGACGCAGGCAAGGUCAUGUGGCUGCUUACUGCCGCGAGCAUGUAUCCCAUCGCCAAGAAAGUCUCCAACUGGCUGUUCGCGACCGUGGCCACAAGGGGCUUCGAGAUGCACAACAACAUGGUGAAGCCAAUGAUGGAGAGGCGCUUGGCUCAGGGAGCUGACCGACCUGAUCUCAUAAACCCGAUCAUAAUGAAGAAGGACGAGUGGAAUCUCACGGCCACCGACAUGAUCUCCCAUGCCACCGUCUUCAUCGGUGCCGGCAGCGAAACAACGGCUGGUGUUCUGACAGCCGUCACGUCCUUCCUCCUCGAUAACCCAGACAAGCUUGAUAGACUGAAACAGGAAGUCCGUCCCGCGUUCAAGUCGCCAGCUGAGAUUUCUUUGGAUGCCGUGAACAGCCGUCUGCCCUAUCUCGUCGCCUGUACCGAGGAGGCUCUGAGGCUCUAUCCGCAAACAGGCGUCCCGUCUCUUCGGAUCUCUGGGGACAACGAUAUAAUCUGUGGCAUCCCGGUGCCCCCAAAGACGGUGGUGGGGAUUUGGGUGUGGUCCAUGUACAGAGACCCCAAGCUGUUUGCGAACCCGGAUGAGUUCCAUCCCGAAAGAUUCCUUGGUGACCCGCAGUACGCCAACGAUGACCGUGACGCGUUGAAGCCCUUUUUCACGGGGACGAGAGACUGCAUUGGAAGGGGACUCGCCGUCAUGGAACUACGUCUCGUGCUUGCUCACAUGAUAUACAACUUUGACAUAGAGUUGCAGCCUGAUAGCAGGCACUGGACCCAAGAUCAGAAGAAUCUUUUCAUUGUGUGGGACAAGUCGCCUUUCAAUGUACGGUUAAGGCCUGUGGGGCACGAGGCAAAAGCUUAG
This is a messenger RNA of Diaporthe citri, 1569 nucleotides long. RefSeq lists its product as uncharacterized. Lineage: Eukaryota; Fungi; Ascomycota; Sordariomycetes; Diaporthales; Diaporthaceae. Gene Ontology annotation, molecular function: heme binding; oxidoreductase activity, acting on paired donors, with incorporation or reduction of molecular oxygen; monooxygenase activity. The coding region runs from base 1 to 1569 and encodes 522 amino acids. The transcript is spliced from 4 exons. The record is from RefSeq and is a predicted model, not a curated record.